CCCUCCUUCUAAGUUCUUCUUUUCAUAUAUAAAUUAAAUCCAACCAUCAAAUGACAAGACCAGAUUUCCUCAUCAACUUGAUAUUAAUUGCAGUUGGAUUUAGUCAUAGUUUCUAUAUUUACUCUACAAUAGUGAAGAGAAGCUAAGUAUUUGGAUUUUUGACGAGAAAAAAUGGAAAGAGAAGGAGAACUGGUGGUGCGGGGACGUGUAGAGAUUGACACGAGACAGCCUUUUCGAUCUGUGAAGGAGGCGAUCAUGUUAUUUGGAGAAAAGUUUUUGGCUGAAGAAAUUUAUGCAAAACAGCUUAAAGAGCUGUUUUGUCAGGUGCAGACCAAGGCAAGUGGUGGACAAAACCAGCCAAGAAUUGAAUUACCAGUGACAAUUGAGCUUGAAGAGACAAAGCAAAACCUCCAAAAAUCAAAAGAAGAAGGAACAUUUAUGGCACAUUGUCUUCAAUCUCUAAAAGAAGAGCUAGAACUGACAAAAAGAGAGAUACAUCAAUUGAAGACAAGAGAACUGAAGCAGAAAGUAGCGUUAGGCGCGGAUCCUGAGAUUGAAGAUCUCAAAUUCAUUGAGAACUCGUCGUCAUCCAAAGUUGAAUUAAGAACACAAUUUCAAGAGUAUGAUGAUGAGAUUGAAUUUCAGAAAAAAAAGUCUGUUAAGUUUGCUAGUACCCCUUUACUCACUAGGAUCAUUAAUGUGGAGAGUACUAGCCCUUCACAACUUAAGAAAAAGUUGAAGAAAAAACCUUUAAUUCCUUUGUUUGGUGGAUUGUUUUCCAAGAAGAAAGGGAAAGGAAAUCAAGUAAACCAAUAUUCAUGAAAUCCCAUUUUAAAAUUGAAAUUUUGUGGCCCUUUUGAAUUAAGAGAAUGGUAGAGGUCUCAAAAAGAUUUUACCAUUGGAUUUGGCUGUUAAAUCAAAUAAGUUGUCUUCUUAUUAGCAACUCUUUAUUGCUGUAUUUCUAUUAUCACUUUUAGCACGGCCCAAAAACUGUAGCAAAAAAAGUAUAAAAUUUGUAUAAUUUUCGUAUACAAUGUCAUUUCCCUAUUUCUUUAAUCUAGAAAGAGAAUGCCUGUAAUUAGUUCAAUAUUCUUAGAUAUGCAAAAUAUAGUACACACGGACGAUGUGUGUGUGUAUAUAUAUAUAUAUUGAUUGAGAUUAUCAGCAUUGUUGUUCAUUAUUGAAAAAUCUACUAUUACUAAUGCAGAAUAGCUUAUUUCUUACAGUUUCACUUGGUUUCUAUAUGGCAAAAAUUCUUUUUUUUUCCCUUCCUUUUUCCUUCUGGUAAUGGCACAAACUCAGUGAAACGUCUCCUUUUCCGUGGCUUAUUUAGAUAAUAAAUCCUUAGAUGAAACAUGAUAAUAGAAUACAAACUAUGUAGAGAUUAAUGAGAAAGAUGGCGCCAGUGAGACAUAAUUAGCCUUCUUACUUGAAACCUAAGAAGGCUAAGCAAAUCAUACUACAAAAUCUUUCAGAAAACGAUGACAU
Nicotiana tabacum (common tobacco) is the source of this 1488-nucleotide messenger RNA. RefSeq names its product WEB family protein At3g51220-like. The record is from RefSeq and is a predicted model, not a curated record. Gene Ontology annotation, biological process: chloroplast accumulation movement; chloroplast avoidance movement. Lineage: Eukaryota; Viridiplantae; Streptophyta; Magnoliopsida; Solanales; Solanaceae. Gene Ontology annotation, cellular component: cytosol.